This is a messenger RNA of Aaosphaeria arxii CBS 175.79, 1336 nucleotides long. RefSeq names its product glycosyltransferase family 62 protein. The transcript has a single exon. The coding region runs from base 152 to 1291 and encodes 379 amino acids. Lineage: Eukaryota; Fungi; Ascomycota; Dothideomycetes; Pleosporales. Gene Ontology annotation, biological process: protein N-linked glycosylation; cell wall mannoprotein biosynthetic process. The record is from RefSeq and is a predicted model, not a curated record. Gene Ontology annotation, molecular function: alpha-1,6-mannosyltransferase activity. Gene Ontology annotation, cellular component: mannan polymerase complex.
CGCCGCUUGGACACGUCUCCCUCACUGCGCAAAACCCGCCAGCGCUGGCCCAACACCACCUCAUAACUGUCUUCACUUCUGAUGCGUGGAAUAUAGACCUCUAGUUCAAUUGGCAACCACCGGUUCGCCCUUCUUCCUCAACAACAUCACGAUGCCCACCCCACGCUCGUUACGUCGCCAAAAUCCCAUCACCCUCGUCCUCGCCGCCAUCCUAUGCAUAGGCUUCUUCAUCUUCUUCUUCUCUGGCGGUGAUGGAUCAUCUAGCCUAGGAGAGCGCACAGGCUCGACCGCCGCGAGCGUCUUGUCGCCGCCUUCUCUUCCCUUCCGCAAAUCCAAGUCCAACGAACCUCCAGCUGCGCCGCCAGUCGUCAACUACUACAUGAACAAUGUUACUACAUCGCGGACCCCGAUUGAGAAUGAGGAGAAGGUCCUCAUUCUUACACCCCUCACGCGAUUUUACCAAGAGUUCUGGGACAAUCUGCUCAAGCUGAGUUACCCGCACGAGCUCAUCUCCCUGGGCUUCAUCAUCCCCAAGACAAAGGAGGGCAAUGCCGCAUACGCAGCGCUUCAAGUGCAGGUCGCAAAGACCCAGGCAGGAUCGAAGAAUAAGCGAUUCGCCAGUGUGACCAUCCUGCGACAGGACACCGAGUCCCCACUCCAGUCCCAAUCGGAAGCUGAACGUCACAAGAUGGAGAACCAGAGGGCCCGACGGGGUGCGAUGGCAAAGGCUCGCAAUUCACUCCUCUUCACGACUCUGGGACCUACUACGUCUUGGGUCCUUUGGAUGGAUUCCGACAUUAUUGAAUAUCCUCCAACACUGAUCCAAGAUCUUGCGGCGUACGAUGUCCCCAUCAUUGUGCCCAACUGCUUCCAGAGAUAUUACAACAAUGACAAGAAGGCAAUGGACAUCCGCCCGUACGACUUCAACAACUGGAUCGAUAGCCCUACAGCGAAGGAGAUGGCGGCUAAGAUGGGCAAGGACGAUAUCUUGCUCGAGGGAUAUGCUGAGAUGCCUACCUACCGAAGUCUCAUGGCUAUGAUGCAUGACCCAGCUGCCGACCCUGGCACGAAAGUCAAGUUAGACGGUGUCGGUGGGGCCACGCUUUUGGUUAAGGCGGAGGUGCAUAGGGAUGGAGCCAUGUUCCCCCCAUUCGCAUUCUAUCAUCUCAUUGAGACUGAGGGAUUCGCAAAGAUGGCGAACCGACUGAACUGGGAGAGCUGGGGCCUUCCCAAUUACCUUGUAAGUUAUUCUUCCCACAGUCCGGCUUUAGUAUUCGACGUGACAUGCUAACAAUACUAGGUAUAUCAUUACAACGAGUAAACGACUGCACCCGUC